AUGGAGAAAACACUCUUAAUGAUAGAAAACUGGGAUGUAUUGGAACUGAAACAGGCUACGAAGCCAGGAAACUCAAAGAAUAAUCGAAUCGCUCAAUUGAAAAGAGCCGGUACAACUGUUCGUGAAUGUGGUUUUAUUGGUAAGGGUCUGCGAUUUUCUGACGAAGGAAUUGCUAUGCCAUCUUCCCUUAUGCGAAUCAAAAAUUGCUUCAUGAGUGGGUGCUCGUGCAACCCGAGCCCUGUUGGAUAUCCCCCAUCCUUAGAUGCAGUCGAUAGUCAACCAAACGCAACACGAACCCUAUUGGAUACCCAUUCUUGUACGCAGUUGCUAGUCGACUGA
This is a messenger RNA of Funneliformis caledonium, 339 nucleotides long. Lineage: Eukaryota; Fungi; Glomeromycota; Glomeromycetes; Glomerales; Glomeraceae. The record is from the annotation of a GenBank genome assembly.